Pseudocercospora fijiensis CIRAD86 is the source of this 750-nucleotide messenger RNA. RefSeq lists its product as uncharacterized. The coding region runs from base 150 to 362 and encodes 70 amino acids. The record is from RefSeq and is a predicted model, not a curated record. The transcript has a single exon. Lineage: Eukaryota; Fungi; Ascomycota; Dothideomycetes; Mycosphaerellales; Mycosphaerellaceae.
AAGGCUCGGUGGUGGCAGUCGUACAGACUGAACACCUCGCAGGUCUGAAGAACGAUCCGCUCUUCUGUUUUCGGCGCCAUAAGAGAAAAAAUAUUGCUGCCGCAAUUCCGACGGCGACGAGGCUUACAAGAAUUCCCAGAAUUAUAGCGAUGCCUCUAUCGCCAGCUUUGCUACCAUGCUGUUUGAGCGGGCUUGCACUAGUGCUCAUCGAAGGUUGUGCAGAAGUUGUUGCACUUGCAGACGACGACGUCGUCGCAGUUGAAGAUGCCGAGGUUCGAGAACUGGGCCUCUGCGUGGUGGAGAUUAAUGUUGUCGCAGACUUUGAAUUGGUCGUCGCUUUGGGGAGGAUCUCGGAAUUUUGAGUUCGGGUAGGAGCCGCUGGACUACUGGGGAUGGAUGUCAAUGUCGUACCAAAUAUAUCCAGGGUCUGUGGCCAAGUCAAGGCUUGCACGUCGAUCGUCGAAGGCGUGUAGUAUGGAUAGUUGGCAGUGAGGAUUUGAGAGAAAACCUCAAGAACGGAGUCGAUAUGGUUGUGCGUCGUUGUCGGUGCGGAAAAUUGAUGGUAUUGCCCGUCGUCAAAGCCGCUGUUUUGUGCGCUUCCUCCUCCUCCAGUAACUGGUUCGCCUUCGAGCACGUCCAAAGCCGUUUGAGCCGCUGCAGCUGACACGAGUAGUGUGAAGAUCCAGCGUUCCGUGUGAUAGACAGCUCCCAUCCUCGUACGGCUGCGAAAACGCACUCCCGCUAUCAGCU